AUGGUUUUGAUAGAAAAUUUCUGGAACGAGGUAUUGGCUGGGCCUGAUCCUGAUCAGGGCAUGAGGAUGAUCACCACCAAGCCCUUGAACCUUAAAAGAUGUAUAUAUGAAGGAAAGGGAAACAAAUCGUUGUUGAUGCCGGAGAGCCCACCAACUCCGGCAACGCCGGUGACACCGUCGUCAGCUAGAAAAGAGAACGUGUGGAGGAGUGUGUUCAACCCUGGGAGCAACCUUGCCACCAAAGGCAUCGGUGCUGCUCUCUUCGACAAGCCCCAACCUAACACCCCUACUGUUUACGACUGGCUUUACAGCGAUGACACCAGGAGCAAGCACCAUUGAGAAUAGUGGAUGGAACCGUGGAAGUGCGUGAGGAGAAGAGUGUGGAUUAUUGAAUAAAAGGACACAUAUAUAAGUGGUCAUGUAGUCCUGUGGGCCUGUGGUAUAUAAACAUGUAUAUCCAUCUACUACUUUAUUUUAU
Molecule: messenger RNA, 478 nt
Organism: Macadamia integrifolia
Lineage: Eukaryota; Viridiplantae; Streptophyta; Magnoliopsida; Proteales; Proteaceae
Product: auxin-repressed 12.5 kDa protein-like
Exons: 3
Coding region: 1-339 (112 amino acids)
Source: RefSeq, a predicted model, not a curated record